CUCAUUCAACAAAACACAUGAAUCCAAUUUCAGUAAAACAAAUAAUUUAAAAUUUUAGUCAGAAGAACAUAGAGAGAGGUCGGAGAAUAUAAACCUCUUACCUGUUGUCCCCGGGUGAUUUCAAUCCAUUUCGGUUACCUGUUCCUCUUUAGAGUGCUGAAUUCACCUGUCGUGUUGAAGUCAAACGCAUACGCAAUAGCCAAGAUUGGUUCAGGCUGACAUGUGGCGGUGGGAAUUGCAUGAAAGGUGUGUCGCGUAAAGACAAUAAUAUGUGGUGUGAUGGGUGCGAAAACCCCGUUGUCUUCCCCAGAGCAAGUUUCAGGGUAGAACUCGAGGUGUUUGACUCAACAGCCGAAGCUGUCGUUGUCUGCUUUGAAGACACCGCCCAACGCUUGACAAAGACCACUGCUCAUAGUAUACUCACAGCAGAGACUGGCCUAUCACGCGUCUACAACCUUUAUUCCACUGACAUACAGGAUAAGUUCACUCCGGUGAUGGUAAGGAACGCUGAUGGAAGCAUUUCAACACUGCCCAGUUGUUUGCACUCUCUUGUGGGUAGCACUCAGACCCUCCAGCUUGAUUCGUGUACAUAUUAUGAUCAUGGCCAUUUUGAAUCCUUCAACUGCAAGAAUGUCCUACUACAUGGAGAUGGUUGUAAUCCCUUUGGUUCUUCCACACCUCCAUCGAUCCCCGCUAAAGACAAAGGGGUACUACCCAUUCCGACACCAAUUAAGCGCGUUGAACCGAUCGUAAGGCCUGCUUAUGCAUAUUCGGAUUCAGAAGAAACAGUUGACAGUGACCCAUAUGAAAGUCAGUUGGCUGGUGAUGGGAUUGGGGAUGACGGUGGCAUGCGUUAGCUAACGUUUGGUCUAUGUGUUAUCCAAUAAGAUAAGAAGGCGUGCGAGAGUUUAUGCGUUUUUCUUUUUUCUGUUUCAUGUUUUUUCCUUGGAAGACAUCUUUUUACACUUCUUUUUGGCCGGCAAGUUUUGCAAACGAAACAAC
This is a messenger RNA of Helianthus annuus (common sunflower), 1002 nucleotides long. RefSeq lists its product as uncharacterized. Bases 240 to 857 code for a protein of 205 amino acids. The transcript is spliced from 5 exons. The record is from RefSeq and is a predicted model, not a curated record. NCBI's taxonomy places the organism in Eukaryota, Viridiplantae, Streptophyta, Magnoliopsida, Asterales, Asteraceae.